Messenger RNA from Brugia pahangi, 2256 nucleotides. The record is from the annotation of a GenBank genome assembly. NCBI's taxonomy places the organism in Eukaryota, Metazoa, Nematoda, Chromadorea, Rhabditida, Onchocercidae.
AUGUAUUCUUCUGAUGGAAAAAAUUUGAAUCGUAAAAUGACAAAAUAUGUAAAAAAUGGGAAAGAAUUAAUGAAGGAAGAUAUUACACAAUCACAGAAAUCACAAAUAAAAGCUUCUCGAGAAGAAUUAUCAACAGCCAGACAGAAAUCGGAAAUGCAAUUAACUUUAAAAACGGAACGCAGACCUGCAAUAAAUCAGGAACAGUUUGAUAAAAAGCAUGGUUAUCGACGGAAUCGAUUACCAAUUGUUGCUUGGCUUCCAACAUAUAAUUGGCAUGAAGAUUUAUUACGAGAUAUUAUCAAUGGCAUUAUGAUAUCAAUUAUUUAUAUUCCACAGGGUCUUGCAUAUGGUUUAAUGGUUGGUAUACCACCCAUAUAUGGUAUCUAUACAGGUAUCAUUGGACCAUUAAUCUAUGUUUUUCUUGGAACAUCACGACAUGCAUCUACCGGUGCUUUUGCAAUAAUUUCUAUGAUGGUUGGAUCGGUAAUUGAGCAAUCAUUAACUGAACCAAUGCUAAUAUAUAAUAAAACAGAUCGACUUUGUUGCUCAAAAAUCACUCAAAAACCAGAUGUAGAAAAAGCCAUUCAAUUAUCAUCAUUGAUUGCAUUUUUUGUUGGUAUAAUACAGGUUAUCUUAGGACUUUUAAAUGCUGGUUUAUUAGCUGUUUGGUUAUCUGAUCAAUUAGUGGAAGGACUAACAUCUGGUGCAGCGGUACAUGUCCUUGCUAGUCAACUUCAAACAAUGACUGGUGUUACAAAUGUACCGCACACAUCUGAAAUGUUUGGAAUUGUUCGAUUUCUAAUUUGUUUCUUCCGGAAUAUCCGUACACUUCAACUGCAUACAUUCCUUUGUACCGUUAUCUGUAUUCUGUCUCUGCUAAUAUCAAAACUGAUCAUUGAUCCGAUUGUUAAACCGUGGACGAAAACGAAAUUUCCAAUGGAAUUCCUUCUGGUAAUAUUUUCUAUUUCUUUGUGCUAUUUUGCAAACGAAACACCGCUAGAUUUACAUUUGCAAAUUGUUGGUGAUGUUGAUGCCGGAAUGCGUGCACCAUUUCUUCCGGAUUUCAACAAAACCGGACUAAUCAUUUUUUCUGCUUUUUCAAUUGCUAUUGUAUCAUUUGUCAUACAUAUUGCACUUGCAAAACUAAUUGCCAAAGAGUAUAAGUACCAGAUUAACGUAAACCAGGAAUGGCUGGCAUUGGGUACAAUGCAUAUUGUCGCAUCAUUUUUUGGUUGUUUUGCUGGUGGUUCAUCAUUAAGUAGGACAGUAACAAGUGCACGAUUGGGCACAAAAUCACAGCUAACAACAUUAGUAGUAGUAUUAAUAUUACUAAUUAUUGCAUACGGAGCUGCACCUCUAUUCAAAUAUUUACCUAAGACUAUAUUAUCAUGUAUUGUUGUGGUUGCUAUGAAAGAAUUAUACCUGAAAAUAUGUUGGUCACGUGUGCUUUUUCAAGAAUCAACCGUUGAUUUUUUUAUUUUUUUGGUGACAUUCACAGCAGUUGUUCUAAUAAAUGUUAAUAUUGGACUUGCAAUUGGUGUUGUUUUUGCGCUUCUUACUGUCGUCUUACGAUCACAAUGGGCAGAAAGUACAUGCAUGGGACGUAUUCCGGGGACAUCAGAUUUCAAAGGUAUUGGUCAUUAUCGUGCAGCUAUGGAAAUUUCGGGUAUUAAAGUAUUUCGAUUCGAUGCACCAUUGUAUUUUGCAAAUGCUGAAUUAUUCUUAUCAAGCAUGCAUAGCGCAACAGGCCUUGAUCCACUAAAUAUUGUAGCAAAACUUAAGCAAACAGUUAAUCAGAAGAAAAAAGUCACAGAUGAUAUUGGUAAUGAAAACGAUGAAAAUUUGAAUAGAGAUGAAGAAAUCCAGUUGACAAUACGACGACAUUGCAUUCAUCCAUCAAAGCGAAAUAUUGAAAGAAAUGAGGAAUCAGAAGAUUUAAUUCAAUUAACACACAUUAUCGUCGACUGCUCGUCAUUUCCUUACAUCGAUUUAAUGGGCGUUGAUGCAUUAGCACGAGCGCAUGCUGACUACAAAGCUAUUAAUAUUACUGUAUUUUUCGCUUGUUGUAAAGUAGCAGUACGUCAAAUGUUCGAGAAUUCACACUUUUAUGAGCAUGUGCCGAAAAGUUACAUGUUUGUAUCAUUGCAAGAUGCUGUUGCACAAGCACAAUAUGAACAACAACAAGAUAUUCGUUUUGGUGGUAGUGUUGAAAGAAUUCCAAGCAAAAUUAUGGUUUGUUUGUUUUUAUUCUUAUAA